GUUAACAAGCUUACCAAUGGGACGUAAAAUUUCCUCAUAGCUAUUUCAAUUUUUCAAAAGUUGUGCAAGUAGAAAGGACAGUUGUAACUAUUCAAAUAAUGUUACUGCUAUCGAUAAUAUGAAGAAUUUAUUUAAAAUGCUCAAUGUGUAAUGAAACUAGUUGCUUCAUAGGUGAAAUUAACUGUGCACCAUCAUGACAGAAAUAAAUAGAAUACCUGCUGAAGUCUGCGGAGACCGUAACGAAAAUAUCGGUAAUAACUGCUGGCAAACGCAAGAAUGUGGCUUCACAGUGGAACAUGCAGAAAUUUUUCCCACAAGUAACAUUCCCACAUUCGAUAAGGAAGAAAAUUCCCAUAAAGUUGUUGUGAUGGUGCAGCCACAUGAAUCUGCCAGCACAUCAGUGCCAUGUAAACUUGCACACCCAAGGUUGUCUAGUUCUGGGUCAGUCUGCAGGAUUUGUCACGAAGAUGACACCAGCGAAAAUCUCAUUUCUCCUUGUGAAUGUACGGGAACACUGGGCCUUGUCCACAGAAAGUGCCUAGAGAAAUGGCUCUCUGCUUCCAACACAACUGAAUGUGAAAUCUGCAAGCACCAGUUUAAUACACGUCGUUACCAGAGGUCUAUAUGGCAGUGGUUCCAAAGCCAUCGAGGAUUAGGCUGUCACCAGGGAUUUUAUCUAGAUGUGCUAUGUCUUCUGAUCUUAACACCUCCAUGCCUAGUAUCUAUAUAUCUGUGUGCCAUGUGGGCUGCUGUGUACAUGGAGGAUAGAUUUUGGGAAGCAACAGGGCUUGCCUCGCUUUGCUUCUUCUUACUUCUCACGUACUCGCUGUGGGUUGCUGUUACAGUAAGGUUCCACUGGAUGGUGAUGAGGAGAUGGCAGGGAAUGAAUCAGAUCAUACGACUCACAGACCUGCAACGUUGUCAUCCUGCAAGCAGAGGACAACAGAGGACUGAAGUGAAUAACAAUGGAAUUCUGGAACAAGAGAACACUAGUGGGUCAUCACAAGUUUUUGAAAUGAAUACUCCUGUCUAGUCACUUUCUAAUUAGUAAAUACAACUGAAAUACAAGUUUUUUUGUUUUUUUGUUUUUUUGUUUUUUUUUUUUAUCUGUCCAGGCUUAAAUGAUAUACAAACAAGAAUGCUGCUGUCCAUUUGAAGAAACGACAGAAUUGAGAUAGUGACAUAAUAUUUUGCUAAUUAUCUGAUGAAAUAUUUCAGUAUUUCAGAUUCAUUCCAUUAUAAUUUGGAUAUUCAUUCCUUACUUCUGCACUGCAACUUGCUGUGAAUGAGAAUCUUGUUUUAAAGUGCGGUAAUAAAGAUUAUGUAACAUUCCUCAUGUAUAUCAAUCUUCAGGUAAACUCAGAUGUGAUAACAAGUGCCAUAAUGGUUUAUCUGCCAGUGUAAAGCAGAUAACUACUUAAUAUGUUGAUGUUAUGAAUUUUAUAUUUUAUGUUAAUAAGUGUGUGUUUGAAGCUGCGUAACAGUUGUAAAUUGAUUGAUGUACUACACCUCUCUCUGUUUUAUGAUAGGUUAUACAUUAGAAUGUCUGGACAUCAGUACAUCUUAUUGAUAUCGAUAGUGCUCAUUAUGAAUGAUCCUAAUGAUACUGAAGAUCAAAUACCUUCAUGACAUUCAGUUACAAUACCAAAAACAAUUUUGUAAGCUCUCUUAAAGCAGAAACACUUAUAAAAAAUGUAUCAUGCUGAUCUGCAAUAAGCACAUAUCUUUACAAGAAAGUCACAUCAUUUCAUAAUUAUAUUUCAUUAUUAUGCUGCAAAUUUUCCAGUGAAUGGUAUGUGAUCUUUGCUGCUAAUCAAUCUGAUAUCGCUGUUCUAUUGCUUGCAUUUUUACACACUAUCCAAAUGUGUCCUUGCUCUAGUCAUUAACACCACAAGUGCCUCUAAAAGUACAAAUAUGUAUAUUUUAAAUUGUGGGAAGUGCUUUUGUGUUUAUAUACAGUGAUAAUUCUUCACAGAAAUAUUGAAAUAGAGUUAUGAUGAAAUACAAGAAGCAACCUGUACCAUAAAACUUAUUUUAUAAAAAUACUGCUCAUUACUUAUACUAUGGAAUGCCCAAUUUGUAUGUCACUUAUGCUACUUCAUGAUCCUUACAUUUAAAUUUUCUAUAGGUACGGAAACAUAGACAUCUCAUAAUCGUAAAUUUCUGUAAGCAGUUCCUGAUUUCAUAUAGAAAGAACUGUUCCAGAAUUUUUAUAUAGUGCUUCUUGUGUUCCAUCUGAAUCAUAAUUGAUUUGUAUCGUAGUUUUUCUGCCAGAGGCUCAGCCAGAAGUUGUUACCAAAGAUGAGUUUGCGGUGUUUCUAAUUUGAAGGAUCAAAGGUUUUUUAAAGAUGAUUUUAAACUCUUUUGUAAAUUAAAGUAUGUAUUGUGUUUUUGAAGCUU
Messenger RNA from Cryptotermes secundus, 2400 nucleotides. Its product is annotated as E3 ubiquitin-protein ligase MARCH2. Gene Ontology annotation, molecular function: zinc ion binding; ubiquitin-protein transferase activity. Bases 194 to 1033 code for a protein of 279 amino acids. The transcript is spliced from 5 exons. Gene Ontology annotation, biological process: protein ubiquitination. The record is from RefSeq and is a predicted model, not a curated record. NCBI's taxonomy places the organism in Eukaryota, Metazoa, Arthropoda, Insecta, Blattodea, Kalotermitidae.